AUGGCUUUACCAAAACAACACAUUGAACAAAUAAGAAGAACUAAGUUCUCUAUUGGCGGAGAACAAAAUCCUCUCACCCAAGAUCUUCACCAUGCUGUCAAGAAUCUCUCCGCUGAGCUUUAUGCAAAAGAUGUUCAUUUUCUCAUGGAAUUGAUUCAAAAUGCUGAAGAUAACCAUUACAAGGAAGGAGUGAAACCAACAUUGGAGUUUGUCAUAACUUCAGAUGACAUUACAGCCACGGGUGCUCCAGCCACGUUGCUUAUUUUCAACAAUGAAAUUGGUUUUUCUCCGAAAAACAUUGAGUCCAUUUGCAGUGUUGGACGAUCAACUAAGAAAGGCGAUAGGAGCAGUGGUUACAUUGGAGAGAAAGGAAUCGGUUUCAAGAGUGUGUUUCUGGUUACUGCACUACCAUAUAUUUUUAGCAAUGAAUAUCAGAUAAGGUUCAAUGAAAAGCCAUGUCCACAUUGUAGUCUUGGUUAUAUAGUUCCUGAAUGGGUUGAGGAGAAGCCAACCCUUUCAGACAUAAAGAAGAUAUAUGGUAAAGAUUCUCUUCCAACUACAACUAUUGUCUUACCUCUGAAGCCGGAUAAGGUUGAUCCUGUUAAACAGCAGCUGUCCAAAGUUCAUCCCGAAGUUCUUUUGUUUCUGAAAAAAAUCAGACGCCUUUCUGUCAGAGAAGUUAACAAGAAUCCCACACAUAACACUAUAACUUCGGUAUCAAUUAAAACUGGGAUUGACUUUCUGACUAGAAAAAACAUGAAUGCCGAGUCCUACACACUCCAUCUCUCUGCAGGAGAAAAUGGUAAUAAUGAGAAGGAAUGCUCCUACUACAUGUGGACCCAAAAGUUUCCUGUCAAGUCAGAAAAUGUGGUUGAAAGGAGAGAAGAUUUGGAAGAAUGGGUUGUUACAUUAGCCUUUCCAAUUAAUGAGAGGCUUCGUACAAGCAAAAGCUCGCCAGGGGUAUAUGCAUUUCUCCCUACAGAGAUGGUCACCAAUUUUCCCUUUAUAAUUCAUGCUGAUUUUGUUCUGGCCUCGUCAAGGGAGACAAUUCUAUUGGAUAAUAAAUGGAACAAAGGGAUUCUUGAAUGUGUUCCAUCUGCCUUUAUGGACGCAUUCAAAACCCUUGUCAUAGGAUCGGAUAAAGCUCCAGUUUCUAGUCUGGCUCGUACAUUCAAGUUCCUGCCCAUUCAAACUUCUCCAUUUGAUAAGUUUAACUAUGUGAGGGACAAAAUUAAAGAAAAAUUGGUGGAAGAAAGUAUUGUGCCUAUAGAGACAUACACUGAGCAGAAGCACUUCUUUAAGCCUGGUGAAGUUAGCAGGCUGCGGCCUGAAUUCUGGGAUAUCUUGAAUAAAGCCAGGGACGAAGGAGUGCAUCUGCUUAACCUCUCUUCUCAUGAUGAGAGGAAGAUCUUGAGUUCUUCAUUUGACACAAGCGAGUAUGAUCAAGUACUCAACUUUUUAGGGGUGAAACCAGUUAAUGUUGAUUGGUAUGCAAAGUGCAUUCAGAGUUCUAAUCUUGUGGAUGGAGUAUCAGAAGAUCUAUAUCUUCAACUUUUACUAUUUGUUGCUAAAAAUUGGUCUUCAAAAUUUAAGGGCACACACAUGGAUAGUAUUCCUUUGAUUAAGUAUGUGUCCUUGAAUGGAACUUUAUCCUCUUUCAAUAUUCAUGAAUGCAGACAGUCCUAUGCAGUUGCCAAGCGAGUAGUAAUAACAGACUCAAGUCAAUUUAAUGCUUGCUCUUGGCUGAUCAAUUGGAACAAGGAGUUCUCAUCUGUAGCAAACCGUUUCUUUAUGCCAGAAAGCACACAAAAAGCUAUGUUAUGUUUGUCCCAGAAACAGACUUUGAUGGAAUGGCUUGUGAAUGAAGUAAAUGUUACCAAUUUGAGCGUUUACACUUUUGCAAAUGUCAUCUGCAGUUCUGUUAAAAAUAGCAGAAAACAUGCCAUUGCAUAUGCUCAUUUUUUGUAUCACUCAUUGUCAAAGGCGUAUUUGUCAAAGCGGGAGGUUGAUACUCUAUGUAAUUCUUUGCCACUAGUUGAUAAUUAUGGGGCUGUCACCGAUAAAGGAAAAGGGGUUCUUGUGCCAGCAAAUGUGAGCAAAUGGGCAGACUUGAUUGUUUCAAAUCCUUGGAGGAAUGAAAAUUAUGUUGAGCUUGGAAAAGAUUACCUGAAUUCAUCUACUUAUGCAGGCCAAUACACAGAUUCUGGGAAGCUUAUUAAUUUCCUCAAAACUCAUGUUGGAGCUUCUGACAUACCUCAUAUAUCUCCUCCUAAUGCUGAAUUUUCACCUGUUAAUACACCACUUACCAAAGAGAAUGCAUUUUUGAUGCUGGAAUGGAUUCGGAAACUGAAGUGCAAGGGAGUGCAACUACCAGAGAGGUUUUUGAACUGUAUAAAAAAUGGUAGCUGGCUUAAAGUUACCGUCAAUGGUUACAGGCCUCCUUCAAAGUCAUUUUUGAUUCGUUCACCAUUGGGGGUAAUUCUGCAAAAAGGUUCUGUUCUCGUUGAUAUUCCCCUGAUUGAUGAGAGCUUCUAUGGGAAUAAAAUAAAUUCAUAUGAAGAGGAGUUGAAAACGAUCGGAGUGAUGUCCAGUUGUGAAGAGGCAUGCAAUUUCAUCGGAAGAGAACUAAUGUCUCGCGCAAAUUCCUCCACGCUAACUAAGAAUCAUGUACUUUUGAUGCUUAACUUCAUCCGAUACCUGAGGAAUAGUCUUCUUCCUUUGGAUAAAUUUGUGAAAAGAAUCAAAGAUGGGCCAUGGCUAAAGACAUCUCAUGGUUUAAUGUCUCCUGUGGGAUCUGUAUUGAAGGAUUCCGAAUGGCAAGUAGCAGCACAAAUCAGUAGUCUCCCUUUUAUCGACCAAUCUUAUUAUGGUGAUGAGAUAUGUAGUUACAAAGAGGAGCUCAAGUUGCUUGGUGUGGUAAUUGGCUUGAGUGGUAACUAUGAAACUAUCAUCAAGCAUUUAAAAUCACCGUCAAAUUUGACAUCUUUGACAGCUGAGGCUCUUCUUUUGACUAUGCAUUGCAUGAGAAUUUUGAAUGACACUGGUAAACUCUCUACUUCUCUCAAGGGAACGACCUGCCUGAAAACCAACAUGGGUUUCAAAAAGCCUAGUGAAUGUUUCUUGUAUGACCCGGUAUGGGGCUGCAUUUUGGAUGUAUUUAGUGGCCUUCCUGUGAUUGAUCAUAAAUUCUAUGGAGAGAAGAGUUUUCCUUACACAGCUGAGCUGAGGAAAAUCGGCGUGGUGGUUGAUUUUGAAGAUGUUGUAAAAGAAAUUGCUUUGCUCUUCAAACAGAAGGCAUCAAAAACUUCAUUUAGCAAAGAAAAUGUCAUGUCAUUUCUUUCUUGUUGCAGGCAGCUAAAGGGAACUGGUUAUAAUUUUUCUUCUGAUUUCUCAACCGUUAUACAUAAUCAGAAGUGGUUGUAUACUAAGGUAGGUUGUUAUAUGUGCCCAAGAGAAUGCAUAUUAUAUGAUCCAGAGUGGAAAUCUAUAUCUUCGAUUACUUGUCUCCCUUUCAUUGAUGACAGUGACAAGUUUUAUGGUACUGCAAUACAUGAAUACAAGAAAGAGCUAAAGAACAUUGGUGUUGUAACUGAAUUUAAACAUGUAGUGAGGUUUGUGCCAAGGUGUCUGAAUUUUCCAUCUAAUCCAAUCAUCAUUGCUCCUGAAAGUGUGUUUUCUUUGCUGGAAUGCAUCCGAAGCCUAUUGAGUGAGCAUAAGCUUUCUAUUGAUGAUGAGUUUAAAAAGAGAUUGUCCAGAAACUGGCUGAAGACACAUGCUGGUUAUAGGCCUCCAGAGACGUGUUUGUUAUUUGAUUCCAAAUGGAGUUCUUUCUUUUAUCCUACUGAUGGGCCUUUUAUUGAUGCGAAUUUUUAUGGACCUAAUAUUGCAUCUUUCCAGAAAGAACUUAAUGCAGUAGGAGUCAUUGUUGACCUUGAGAAAGGGUGUGCCUUGCUUGCCAGUCAUCUUGUGUCUCUCUCAAACACUGACAAUAUAUUGAAGAUAUAUAGGUACUUGGCGGAAUACAACUGGAAACCAGAGAAGAAAGAUGACAAGAAAAUUUGGAUUUCAGAUGGAACUGAAGGUGGGAAGUGGGUCAAUUCUGAAGAAUGCAUCAUACAUGACCCGGAUAAGCUUUUUAAUUUAAAGUAUUAUGUUCUUGAAGAUAUCUACGAUAAGAAAAUUCUCCCCUUCUUAAUCUUUUCCAUGGAAGUCAGGACUAAGCCCUCACUUGAUGAUUAUGUUGAUCUUUGGAGUGAUUGGGAGAGAUUGUCAAAGGAAUUGUCGCAUGACAAGUGCUGUAAAUUCUGGAUGUUUGUCAUGAAACACUUGGGCAAAAACACUGGGAAGGAACUUUCUGAGAGGCUGAUCAAAUUACCUGUAACCACAGGCAGCAAAGAAAUAUUUCUGUUGGAUAAGGAAGAUGUAUUUAUUCCUGAUAAUCUUCAUCUGAAAAGGCUUUUUGAGCAGGAGAGAAUUUUUGUGUGGUAUCCUCAGCAGAAUUUUGGACCAUCCUCCAUUGCUAAGUUGAAUGACAUCUACCGAAAGAUAGGUGCUCGGAAUAUCUCUGAAUCGCUGUGCAAAGAAGAAUCGUCAUUUGUUAAUGAUGAUGGUGACGAAAUGGUGCAAGUUGAUCCUGGUAGCAUUUUCAACUUAAAAGGUUUGGUUAAGCUCAUUCUUGGUUUCCUUGCUUGUUCAAGCCUGAAAAUGGAACCUGAGAAGAGGCAUGAAGCUCUUCAAAGUCUUCUUGACCUAAGUUUCUUCAAGACAAUGGUGCCGGUCACAGUUAGCUAUAGUUUAUCACUGUCAUCAGGGGACAUUGUUACGAAGAAAGAUGACAAAAUGGUUCGCUGGGAUAGGCAAAGUUCCAAAAUUUUCAUCCCUAAGAUGGAUGAGCCUCAGGAAAAUGCACUGAAGUAUGCAACAUAUUUCUGUGAGACAAUUUCAGAAGGUGUUUUGCCUGAGAAUCACGAUUUCAUUCCUGCUCUAUCUGAGUUGAUCACACUGGGUUUUGUACUGAAAUUCAAGAAUGAAGAUAUUGAUUUUCUGAUGGAGUCCAAGAACUUGCAGAUUUUCAGUGAGGAUGAGAAGUUCCUCAGCUCUGCCUUCCCAUCUGACUAA
Molecule: messenger RNA, 5118 nt
Organism: Vicia faba (fava bean)
Lineage: Eukaryota; Viridiplantae; Streptophyta; Magnoliopsida; Fabales; Fabaceae
Source: the annotation of a GenBank genome assembly